Perca flavescens (yellow perch) is the source of this 2224-nucleotide messenger RNA. RefSeq names its product nitric oxide associated 1 (gene noa1). Gene Ontology annotation, molecular function: GTP binding. The record is from RefSeq and is a predicted model, not a curated record. Lineage: Eukaryota; Metazoa; Chordata; Actinopteri; Perciformes; Percidae.
GUCACAUCCGUUCAGGAAGUUAAACUGCCAGCGGAGGAGACUCGUGUGUUUGAUUUGGACCUCCAAGGUGAGCGCGCGCUGUGUUUUUUAGGAACACUCGGAGGAGUUCAACAUGUGGAAGGUUGUCCAGGUGGGGGUCCGCCGGGCGGUUGGUGUUCCGGCCCGCCGUGUCCCCGCUGCGGCUCGUGCGGGGUCAGUGCCUGGCUCAGAGGCCGCGGCAGCUCGGAGUCUGACCCGGCAGCUGUGCAGCAGAGCCGGGAGGAGCUGCACCGUGGACCCGGGUCUGGAGGAACAGUUCGUGUUUGUGGACUGUACAGAUCCUGAGGAGCAGCAGCAUCAGGAGGACGGAGAUACCGUCCAUCAGCUGAGCGUCUCGGCGUCGUCUCCUCCUCCUCUGGCUCCUCCUCCUCAGACUCACCUGAGGUCUCUGGAGCGCCAGCUGCAGGUUUUGGGGGGCGUGGCCCAGCAGGGGGCGGAGCCUGACUCUUUCAUCCAGUUCCACGACGUGGACUUCCCUCUGGACCAGAACCUCCUGGCCUCGACCAAGAAGAAGAAGAAGAAGACAGCAGGUAAAGGCGAGCAUAAAGUCUUCGGUACGCCAGACGUGGACGAGCCUCUGAGUGACUCCAGCUGCUCGGGUUGUGGCGCCCUGCUGCACUGCGCGGCCGCCGCGGUACCCGGGUACCUGCCCAGCGAGAAGUUCAAGUCCCUGCGGCAGGAAGGGCGUCUGGGCGGCGCCACGUGCCAGCGCUGCCACCUGCUCACGCACCACCACAAGGCCCUGGGCCUCCAGAUCACUGCCGACCAAUACCGAGCCGUGGUGCAGAGGCUCCGCCCCCUCAAAGCCCUGGUGCUGCUGAUCGUGGACCUGCUGGACCUCCCUGACUCCAUCAUCCCGGGUCUUCCCGACUUAAUCGGCACCAACAAACACGUCGUCGUCCUCGGCAACAAGGUCGACCUCCUGCCGGCCGACGCGCCCGACUACCGGCAGCGAAUCAGGCGCCAGCUGACCCGGUACUGCCAGGAGGCCGGCCUCGGCCGCCAGGUGACGGACCUGCACCUGAUCAGCGCCAAGACGGGCUUCGGCGUGGAGGGCCUGAUCUCCAGCCUGCAGCGGUCCUGGCGUUACCAAGGAGACGUGUACCUGGUGGGCACCGCCAACGCCGGCAAGUCCACGCUCUUCAACACGCUGCUGGACUCCGACUACUGCAAGUCCAAAGCCUCAGACCUGAUCCACAAGGCCACCAUAUCGCCCUGGCCCGGGACCACUCUGGACCUGCUGAAGUUCCCCAUCAUCAACCCGACUCCGUACAGGAUGUUCAGACGACAGGAGCGCCUCAACGAGGCAGACAGACAGACAGAGGACGAGAUGUCCCAGGAAGAGCUGCAGAGACUCAGGGUCUUCAGCCGGAAGGGAUACCUCGUGGGCCGAGUGGGCAGAACCUUCCGGUCUCAGGUCCGGUCCAGACCUGAUGAGAUUGAGUUUGAUUUCGACAGUUUGGCUUUUGGAGAAAACGAAGACGAAGAGACGACGAAGACGACAGCAGCUCCCAGCCGGUCAGCUGAUGAGUUCACCUUCAACGAGCUGAAAGACGCCCACUGGCUGUACGACACACCGGGAAUCAUCAAGGAGCACGAUAUCCUGGGUCUGUUGACUGAACAGGAAGUGAUGUCAGUGGUCCCGUCCCAGGCGCUGGUCCCCAGGACGUUUGUGUUGAAGCCGGGGAUGAGUCUGUUCCUGGGAGCGCUCGCCAGGAUCGACUUCCUGCAGGGGGGGAAGGCGUGCUGGUUCUCGGUGGUGGCGUCCGGACGAGUCCCGGUCCACAUCACCGGUCUGGAGAAAGCUGACGGAGUUUAUGAGAAGCACGCAGGACACACACUGCUGGGGGUACCUCUGGGGGGCUCUGAGAGGAUGAAGGAGUUUCCAGCGUUGGUUCCUCAGGAGUUCAGACUGGAGGGGGGGGGCUACCUGCAUGCUGCUGCCGACAUCAAGCUGUCCUCUGCAGGCUGGGUGGCAGUAACAGCAGCAGAGGGGGACCAGGUCUUGUUGAGGGUCUAUGGUCCCGUGGGGGUGUCCUACAGCCUGAGGACCCCCCCUCCUCCCCACAUUGUGUCUCUGAAAGGAGAACUCAGGAGGUCUCCGGCCUACCGCACGUCUGCAGCUAAAGACACAGCGGAGACACCGUGGACACUGGACACAAAGCUGCGUUCAAUGUUGUUGUAA